Molecule: messenger RNA, 840 nt
Organism: Drosophila navojoa
Lineage: Eukaryota; Metazoa; Arthropoda; Insecta; Diptera; Drosophilidae
Product: arginine kinase
Biological process (GO): phosphocreatine biosynthetic process
Molecular function (GO): creatine kinase activity; protein binding
Source: RefSeq, a predicted model, not a curated record
AUGUCCUUCUCCCUGGCUGAUGUGGUAGCAGCCAAACCAGCUCACGUCGAGGAGGCCGAACAGCAACUGGUGCCGGAUAACGAUGGCGGCGAUUCGCUCACAUCGUCGCUGGCCAUCGAGGGCUUCGUGCAGGGCGCCGCCGAGGAUUAUACAGUUCAGUCUCAAACAUCAGCAGCUUAUGAUGAAGUGGAUGAAGAUGGCCGCCUGCAGCAGAUCAUCGAGUCGGGCGACAUGGAGCAGCUGGCCGAGAUAGUGCUGAAUGGCGAGGGCGGACGUCUGUUGGGUCUCAAGUCCAAGGAGCCGGAAAUUCAGGCCUUUCUCAACAACGUGCCCAGCUACAUGGAGAAAAUCCAUCGCGUGCACGAUGCGGCACGUGACGGCAGUUUGUUGGCGCUGCAGCAGGCGCUGGAUCGCCGGAAGUUUGCCAUUGCUAAGGACGACAUAUCACCAAAUGGCGCCACGCCGUUGCACGUUGCCGUCCUCUUUGGCCACAGCGAUAUCGUACGCUAUUUGGCUUCACGCUUUCCGGAGACCAUGGCAAUUACGGAUAAUGACGGACGCACGCCGCUGCACUAUGCGGCCACAAUUAAGGACAACGGCCACUUCUACAAUGUCCUCACGCAGCUGGGCGCCGAUCCAAAAGCGCUGGACAAGCUGGGCCACACGCCCGAGUUCUAUGUGGACAUGGAGAAGUCGAAAGAUGUGCUCACCUACAGUGAGCUGCUGACCGUAUUCGGGGCCGAGGAGCUGGAGAACCAGUUGCUCAGCGAUCAAGCUCGUAUAGCUCGCAUAGUUAGUCAACUUUUGGUGGCUAAUACGCGCAGUUGGUCUCACAGUUAG